This is a messenger RNA of Mandrillus leucophaeus (drill), 1116 nucleotides long. It is a transcript of the gene ITLN2, whose product is annotated as intelectin 2. Lineage: Eukaryota; Metazoa; Chordata; Mammalia; Primates; Cercopithecidae. Gene Ontology annotation, molecular function: oligosaccharide binding. The record is from RefSeq and is a predicted model, not a curated record. The transcript has 9 exons.
AUGGGGGAUAUUCCAGGAGGUUCUAGAAUGCUCAGGACAAUGACCAGACUCUGCUUCCUGUUAUUCUUCUCUGUGGCCACCAGCGGGUGUAGUGCAGCACGGGCCUCUUCUCUUGAGAUGCUCUUGAGGGAGUUCCAAACCUGUGCCUCCUCCUUUUCUUCCCUGCCUAGAAGCUGCAAAGAAGUCAAGGAAUGCUGCCAUAGUGCGGGUGAUGACCUGUAUUUUCUCUGCACCGAGAAUGGUGUUGUCUACCAGACCUUCUGUGACAUGACCUCUGGGGGUGGUGGCUGGACCCUGGUGGCCAGCGUGCACCAGAAUGACAUGCAUGGGAAGUGCACGGUGGGCAAUUGCUGGUCCAGUCAGCAGGGCAGCAAAGCAGACUACCCAGAGGGGGACGGCAACUGGGCCAACUACAACACCUUUGGGUCUGCAGAGGCAGCCACGAGCGAUGACUACAAGAACCCCAGCCACUACAACAUCCAGGCCAAGGACCUGGGCAUCUGCCAUGUGUCCAACAAGUCCCCCAUGCAGCAUUGGAGAAACAGCACCCUGCUGAGAUACCGCACCAACACUGGCUUUUUCCAGAGACUGGGACAUCAUCUGUUUGGCCUCUACCAGAAAUAGCCAGUGAAAUACGGAUGACGGAAAUGUUGGAAUGACAACGGCCCAGCCAUACCUGUGGUCUAUGACUUUGGUGAUGCUAAGAAGACUGCAUCUUGUUACUCACCAUAUGGUCAACGGGAAUUUGUUGCAGGAUUUGUCCAGUUCUGGGUGUUUAAUAAUGAGAGGGCAGCCAAAGCCCUUUGUGCUGGGAUAAGAGUUACUGGCUGUAACACUGAGCAUCACUGCAUCAGUGGAGGAGGGUUCUUCCCACAGGGCAAGCCCUGUCAGUGUGGGGACUUCUCUGCCUUUGACUGGAAUGGAUAUGGAGCUCGCAUUCGGAGGAGCUGCAGUCAGGAGAUAAUGGUGGCAGCUGUACUCUUGUUCUAUAGAUGAGAGACAGCUCUGCAGUGUCGGGGUGAGAACCCAUCUUCCAACCCCGGCUAUUUGGAGACAGAAAAACCGGAAUUCUAACAAGGAGAAGAAGAGACUAAAUUACAUCAAUCUGCAACUCUA